AACCCAAACCCAUUUCAUCUCAUAUUCUCAUAUUUCCCAAUAUCAUAUCAAAUACUUCAAUCUCUCCUCCUUCCUAAAUCCUAAUCCUUCCCCACCUCCCCCACUCUCUCUCUUCUCUCAUCUCAUCUCUCCUUCGUCGGCGGGCUCCCCUACACUCAUCUCUCUGUUCUCUCUAAUAUUAUUAUUAUUAUUUCCCCCUCCUUUUCUUUUGGGCCCCCAAUUAUCAUUUUAUUCUCUAUCCUGAAAACAAAAAAAAAAUCAAUAUUCCUCACUCAGAAAAUCAAUCCUUCUCCCAUGUCGGCGACAGACGGUGCAACCAACGGCGGCGGUGGCGGUGGCGGCGGCGGCGUAAUCAUUGACCACACUCACUCACUCUCUCAACAACGACAAGCUGCCACGUCAACAACAACAACACAAACAACCACUACAACAGUAGCAGCACCGACAUCAACAACGUUAACGGUGAAGAAAGCACCAGCAAAAGACAGACACAGUAAAGUAGACGGACGAGGUAGAAGGAUACGUAUGCCAAUCAUCUGCGCCGCACGUGUCUUCCAGUUAACACGUGAGUUAGGUCAUAAAUCAGAUGGUCAAACUAUUGAGUGGCUUCUCCGACAAGCUGAACCUUCUAUCAUAGCUGCUACCGGUACUGGUACUACACCUGCUUCUUUUUCUACUUCUUCUCCUCACUCUCUCUCCUCCACUUCUCACCACCAUCAACAACUCCGUACAUCCGUACUCACUACUUCUUCUUCCGACAACAACAACAACAACCUUAAACCAACAACAACAACCACAACACCUUUUCUACUAGGUAAACGUCUUAGAACAACAGCUGAAGAAAACGAAGCUCAAAACGGUGUCGUUGAUAAAGAAGAUGUUACUACUGCUUCAAUUGGAGUUGGGCCUGCUACUGGGUAUUGGGCUAUUCCUACUAGGCCUGAUUUCUGGAGUUUUGCUGCUGGGCCUGAAAUGGUUGUGGGCCCUGCUCUUACUCAACAAGCUGCUGCUAUGGCUGGAAGGUUUCUUUCUCAUCACCAACAUCAACAACAACAACAUCAUCAUCAACAUCAACAACAUCAAGUGGUUAGCUUAGGAGAACCUUCUAGAGUUGGAAAUUACAUGCCUAUUGGUCAAGGUCAUCAUCUUAAUUUACUCGCUUCGUUGUCUGGUGCACCUGCUUCUGCUACUGGUGCUUCAUCUGCUGCUGGUGGAAGGAGAGACGAUGAUCCUCGUUGAUUAUUCGUAAUCGAAAUCGUAAUCGCAAUCGUUAUUCUUUAUUAUGAUCAUGAUGAAUGUUGUAUUGUAAGUAAUUUGAUAUGUCUUUUGUGUGUGAGAGAAUUGAGGAUUGAAAAAAAAAGAUUAGGGUUAAUUAAUUAGGGGUGUUGUUAAUUGUUAUUAAUGAUGGAUGUGUACGAUUGUUUGUUGUGUGUAAUGAUCAGUAAUGUAUUGAGUGUUCGUUCUUUCUCGAAGGGGAGGAAAGAAUUGGUAGGAGAAGUUUGCUGUUUGAUUGAUUUUAUUCAAUUUUUUUUAGGGUUUUUAGGGUUUAGGAUUCUGUUUUUUUUUUUUUUUUUUUUUUUUUUGCUCUGCUGGUGAAAUUCUUUGUAAUGUUAUGAGUAGAGUUUUUGAAUUUGUUCAAUUCAAGUAAGGAAAAAAAAAAAGUGAGGAAAACCUAUGGAAAAGGUUUUUUAUUCUCAUGAAAAUGUGAAGUUGGAAUCUUUUGUAAUUCUUCUUGCAUCAUUAAAUGGUGUUCAAUUGCAUAAACAUUUGUUGUUCA
Messenger RNA from Beta vulgaris subsp. vulgaris (sugar beet), 1777 nucleotides. RefSeq names its product transcription factor TCP21. The record is from RefSeq and is a predicted model, not a curated record. NCBI's taxonomy places the organism in Eukaryota, Viridiplantae, Streptophyta, Magnoliopsida, Caryophyllales, Amaranthaceae. The coding region runs from base 295 to 1239 and encodes 314 amino acids. The transcript has a single exon. Gene Ontology annotation, cellular component: nucleus. Gene Ontology annotation, molecular function: DNA-binding transcription factor activity; sequence-specific DNA binding.